This is a messenger RNA of Guillardia theta CCMP2712, 2568 nucleotides long. RefSeq lists its product as hypothetical. Lineage: Eukaryota; Cryptophyceae; Pyrenomonadales; Geminigeraceae. Gene Ontology annotation, biological process: vacuolar transport; intracellular protein transport. The transcript has 22 exons. The record is from RefSeq and is a predicted model, not a curated record. The coding region runs from base 1 to 2568 and encodes 855 amino acids. Gene Ontology annotation, cellular component: cytoplasm.
AUGGCGGAUCCCUUCGACCCUUUUGGACCGACGGCGACGAGCGGAAGCUCCUCGUCGGCGCUUCCGCCUGCAGAUCCCUUCUCGAGCUCCUCGUUUUCGCAGCCGACGAGCGACCCUUUCGGUGGAGGGUUUGACAUGAAAGCUUCUGCUUCUUUCUCCAGCGAUCCCUUUGGUUUCGGCAGUGCAGCACCAGCAGGCAUGGAUCCUUUCGCAUCUGCCCCCAUGGCAGGAGGAGGGGGUGGUGGCGGUGGCAGCGGCGGCUUUGACCCUUUUGCCGGACAAGCAUCUUCAUCAUCUGAUCCAUUUGGCAUGGAAUUUGGUGGAAGUACACUCACCUCUGCAACACCCGCUCUGGCAUCACAAAGUCUACAAGGCCUGGACGCCUUUGGCGCUGUGCCUGCCCUCUCGAAUACGCAGAAUGUUGCGAUGGAUUUUGGCGGCAACAGCAGCGAUCCAUUCAUGUCGAUCUCAAGUAGCUCUUCAAACCAGGUUGCAGCCCCCACCACUGCGUUUUCAGAUCCUUUCCUUGAGGCAUUUGGUGAUGCUCCAGCUACUCAAACGACCGCGUCUGCCGCUCCCACCUUGUCCAGCAUUGCUUCUUCCUCCUUCGAUCCCAAUCCUGCUCCUGCUGUUACAGCUCAGUCUUCGAGACCGCCAGCCAAGUCUCUUCCUGUGGCUCCAGCUCAAGUUGGCGACCAUAUCAACGCUGCUUCUGAUCCUUUUGCUCCUCAACCACUGAAGCAAAAUAAGGCUGCUGCUUUUGCUGUCCAAGAUUUGUUUGCAGAUCCAGCUCCUGCAGCAGCAGCACCCACGUCUACAGCUCCUGCUGCAGCGAUUCCGAAUGUGUCUAUGGACGCAAAGACUGCAACGGAAUCAUCAGUACCAAAGCAACGCGCUCCUGUUCCUCCUGCACAGAAACCUGUACAGAUCGAUUUGUUCUCUGCUCUCGAAUCGGAAACAACACCCAAGAAGCCGGUCUCUACUCAGCGAGCUCAAGGGCAUGGAAAGACAACGCAGAGCAAGCCUAUGUCUUCUGACAUGCUUCUGUCGGGUGGAGGAGGGCCUCUUGCGGGGCAGGGCGGUGUUGUCCUUGAGGUCGUGAAGGGGAAUAUGCGCGGAAGCGCAAUGUGGAGGAGAUUGGAGAAGUUGAAGAGCAUUCCUCCCUCUGCAGGAUUGAACAUUCUCAAGCACGGAAACGAUGCACCCGGUCUGGAAGCACAAGCACGUGAAAAUCCGACACAAAAUAUCAAGACAGGGUCCGGGAAGGAACCAGAUGCAGGUGCGGAGCGGGUGACGAAGGCAAUCCGAGCAGCCGACGAAAGGAUCUUCGAGCCCUUAUUUGCUUGCCGAUCGCUCCAAGACAAGCGAGUGGCUCUUGACGCUGCGAUUCGUCUGACCAACAGGGAGAUCAUUUUGCACAUCGUUCUUUGGGUGAGAGAAACAUUGAAGCACGAUCUUUUCAUGGAAGAACUUUCUCUCCGACCUAAGGCCGUGCUUGUAUACGCCAAUUAUUUGCGUGACGCCAAGAGGUGGGAGCAGCUGGAGACCUUUUGGCUCGCUAUCAGGAACAUCGAGGUUACGCGCUACCGUGAUCGCCCGCAGCUUCACAGGAACGAGGCUUCGACGGAGCUUGCGCUAUGCAUGGUGGUCGAUUUUGCCUCCACUAUCCCCAAAGGCAGCAUCUUGAGCGGCGGGUCGCAUGAGACGGAAGUUGAGAUGAUCAGUCAGUAUUGCGUUGAAUGGCAAGAACUCAUUCGCCGACAAGAGACCAACCUGUCGAACCUCACGGAGGUCGUUCAGAUUCCUAUUUGGAUCAAGUUUCCUCGCAAGCCUGUCAUUGGCAUUCCUGUCCUUGAGCUAUUGCAGUACCUUGCACUGUAUCACCCUAACGACAGGGAAGAGAAUGUUACAUCACCGAAGGGACUCAAGAAGGGCAUCAACGUCUCCGAGAAGAUGUUUUGGUUUGCAGCCUUCACUUCGCUUGCGAGAGCCGGCAUCUGGGAUGUUGUUCGCAAGGCAACAGAGUCCAAGUCGAUGUUUUCGGGAAAGACGUCAGAAAAGUCGCCCAUCGGGUGGAGGCCUCUCUUCAACCUCGCCUACGAGUAUGGAGAUCCCUCGAAGGAUGCUGACAUAAGAAAGCUUGCAAUCUACUUCGCUGCACACAUGGAGGAUAGAGAUGAAGCAUACACUUUAUGCGUCCAGAAAGGAUUGUGGGAGGGCGCCAUCCAGGCAUGUGUGGACAUGAGGGACGAGGACAAGUUGAUUGAGCUCCGCGUUGCCAUCACAGAGAGCGGUGGCGAGGUCAGGAGCUUCAUUCAGAUGAUCGAUGAAGUCUAUGCCGACAAGAGGAUCAAGUGGAAGACUGACCUCACGGGGGUCACGCCGACGCUCAUGGGAUCAAAACGCCUCGCGUCAGUUGGAGGCAUCUUCAAGUCUGCCUUCUCCAAGGCUCCCCAUCACCCUCCUGGUCACCAGCAGUGUUACCGAAGUCCAUUCCAAGACCAAGGAGGCGUCGGCUCCAUCUACUCCCGUGAUUGCAGGCGGAGCUGGAGGCCUGGUGGAGGAUGA